This is a messenger RNA of Lodderomyces jiufengensis, 348 nucleotides long. RefSeq lists its product as uncharacterized. The record is from RefSeq and is a predicted model, not a curated record. The coding region runs from base 1 to 348 and encodes 115 amino acids. Lineage: Eukaryota; Fungi; Ascomycota; Pichiomycetes; Serinales; Debaryomycetaceae. The transcript has a single exon.
AUGCAAUAUUCAAAAAUCGCCUUAUUAUCAACCAUCUCAGGUGCUUUAGCCAGCUAUAACAGUACAGUUGUCGAUAUCUCAUCAAUCACGCUUACUGUGACAUCUUGCCAUUUAGAUGCCUGUAAAACUUCUGAGGUUAUUACUGGAGUCACCACCGUCACUGAAGUCGAUACUACCUACACCACUUAUUGUCCAUUAACUUCAGGUCCAGCUCCAACCACCGUUGCUGCUGAAUCAAGUGCUGCUCCAUCAACCCACGCUAAUGCUACUGUUUCAUCAUACUCAGCAGGUGCCGGUAAAGUUCAAGUUGGUGCUGCUUUAUUAGCCGGUGCUGCUUUAUUAUUAUAA